AAAUCAAGAAAAAGGCAUAAAAUGGUAGAGAUAGGGGGAAGAUUCAUCAGAACAGCGGCGGCUUUUGAUGUGGCGGCGGCGCGUGCACGUCCUCCGUGCGCUAGCAGCAGCGGAAGCGAUCACUCUCCGGAUGACACAGAAGAUCUUUGGGAUCUGGUCGAAUCUUUUAUCGACAGAGAAGUGGAAACUUUACCUGAGGAGGCUUUUGAGGAAGAAGAAGAUAAAUCGGAUGAGGAUUACGAAGAUGUGAAGGAGAGGUUACGGGAGAUUCUUGAGAAUCACGGAGGCGAAGAGCGGCGGAGAAUCAUGGAUGAGGCGGUUAAUGCUAGUCGGUUCGUUGUCGGAGAGAAACGUCACUUUAUGGCUUAUCUACGUAACAAAGGUUUUGAUGCAGGUCUCUGCAAGUCCCGGUGGGAGAAAUUUGGUAAGAACACGGCCGGGAAGUACGAGUACGUGGACGUCAAGGUAGGAGAUAAGAAUCGUUACAUCGUGGAGACAAAUCUUGCCGGAGAGUUCGAGAUUGCUCGGCCAACGACAAGAUACCUCUCCCUCUUAGCUCAGCUGCCGCGUGUUUUUGUGGGAACACCUGAGGAGCUGAAACAGCUUGUGAGGAUCAUGUGCUUUGAGAUCAGGAGGUCGAUGAAGCGAGCUGAGAUUUACGUGCCGCCAUGGAGAAGGAACGGUUAUAUGCAAGCCAAGUGGUUCGGUCACUAUAAACGAACCUCUAAUGAAGUGGUGAGUAGGGUUAAGAGCUGUGGCUGUGGACCGCGUGUAGGGUUUGAAGAAUCGGUUAAAACGACGGCGUUUAUAGGUUUUAAAGAGGGGGAGAUGAAGAGGAGUGGUUUAAAGGUUGGCCGGCUAACGGUAGCUUUCACCGGCAGUGAAGUGGGGUUGCAAAUAUUUUAGAAUAAAGUAUAGGGCUCUAGGUGUUGAUGUUUCAGAGUUCUUUAUACUAUUGUAAAUAUAUAAGUUUUGGGGGUUUAGAAAGCAAUUAUCUAUAAAAAUUUUGUUUGGCU
Molecule: messenger RNA, 1016 nt
Organism: Arabidopsis arenosa
Lineage: Eukaryota; Viridiplantae; Streptophyta; Magnoliopsida; Brassicales; Brassicaceae
Source: the annotation of a GenBank genome assembly